Molecule: messenger RNA, 467 nt
Organism: Drosophila eugracilis
Lineage: Eukaryota; Metazoa; Arthropoda; Insecta; Diptera; Drosophilidae
Product: drosomycin
Exons: 1
Coding region: 74-286 (70 amino acids)
Biological process (GO): defense response
Source: RefSeq, a predicted model, not a curated record
UCUCAAAUCAUAGCUCGCUGAUAAUUCAACAAGAAACCAUUUUCAAGACUCUGUGUGAACUUCUGUUUCCAAUAUGAUGCACAUCAAGUACUUGUUCGCCUUCUUCGCUGUCCUGAUGCUCGUGGUCCUGGGCGCCAACGUGGCCGAUGCCGACUGUCUUUCUGGAAGGUAUAAGGGUCCCUGUGCCGUCUGGGACAAUGAGACCUGUCGCCGUGUGUGCAAGGAGGAAGGACGAGUCAGUGGACACUGCAGCCCCAGCCUGAAGUGCUGGUGCGAAGGGUGCUAAAACUUCACUUCUAUAAACAUUCUUUAAAAUCCGUGAAGCGCUUCCUUAUAUUUUUAUUACAUACUUUAACCAUGAAUAUCGAAUAAAAGCGACAAUGUACAUUAAAAACUAAAAAACAACAUAUUCCUUUACUAGUUGUCAAGGUCAAAUAUUUAGCAUUAAUAAAGUCAGUUAAAAUGCA